This is a messenger RNA of Nicrophorus vespilloides, 2495 nucleotides long. RefSeq names its product mannosyl-oligosaccharide alpha-1,2-mannosidase IA-like. The coding region runs from base 202 to 2190 and encodes 662 amino acids. The record is from RefSeq and is a predicted model, not a curated record. Gene Ontology annotation, cellular component: Golgi membrane; endoplasmic reticulum. Gene Ontology annotation, biological process: carbohydrate metabolic process; N-glycan processing. NCBI's taxonomy places the organism in Eukaryota, Metazoa, Arthropoda, Insecta, Coleoptera, Silphidae. Gene Ontology annotation, molecular function: calcium ion binding; mannosyl-oligosaccharide 1,2-alpha-mannosidase activity. The transcript has 8 exons.
GUUUCUGCAUUGCCAGUGUCAGUUGCAAUCAUUAAUGGCGUUUGUGCGGUGGUCGGGUUAACAGAGAGAAGAGAGAGAGUGUCGUAAAAGAGAGUUUUUGUUUAGUUGUCGAUGCGGUGUUAUCAGUGAGAGAGUGCGAUCGUCUCCGUCUUAGAUUGAUUUUCUUUAGUUGUUUUGUUUGAAGUAUAGCCGCUGAAGAAGAUGACCUCUCCGGGUAUACUUCCGACGUACCAGAGGCCCCUGAACAGUAUGCAGGCGCAGUUCUUCCGAAGGUCCUUCAGGCCGCGCGAAAAGUACGUCAUCCUCCUCGUCGUCUUCACCUUCGGACUGGUAUGUUUCGGUACCUUCUUCUUCCUGCCGGAGUUCCGUGGCUCGAACAGCACGGCGGACAGUGUUUACAAAGUGUACGACCAAUUCAAGAGGGCCGGGCCCGAACUUCUGAUACCGCCUCCUCCUCAGCUGGAGGCGAACGACGACUCCUCCGUUCUGAGGCUGGUGAGACACGAUCACGACACCCAGGUGGAUCCGCACGUCGUCGGUGACCGCGAAAAGUUGAGAGCCAAGAUCGAGCAGGACGGAGAUCUGAAGGUGCUCGAGAGGCCUGACAUCGAUGGCGCCAAAUCGAAGUCGUCGUCGACGAGCCGCGUGGACUCUCACAACCAGAUGGACGAGAACGUCGGACGCGAAGUGGACACCAACAGUAACAACAACAAUGCGGGCAUCAUCACCGUGCCGGCCUCGUUUAGUCAGAAGUAUCCGGUCAUCACCGACGGCGAAGACUCGGAUCCCGCCAUCCGCAAAAAGCGCGACAAAGUCAAGGAGAUGAUGAAACACGCCUGGGACAAUUACGUGAGGUACGCAUGGGGCAAGAACGAGUUGAGACCCAUCAGCAAACGAGGACACAGCGCAAGCAUCUUCGGAACUCUUCCACUAGGCGCCACCAUCAUGGAUGGCUUGGACACUCUCUACAUCAUGGGCAUGGAUGAUGAGUAUAAGCAAGGAAGAGAAUGGAUCGCCAACGAAUUUGAUAUCGAUUCAUUGAUCCAAUCUGAUGUUUCCGUGUUCGAAAUCAACAUCCGGUUCGUCGGCGGUUUGCUUUCCUGCUUCGCCCUCACCGGAGAUGUGCUGUUCAAGGAGAAGGCACAGCAAAUCGCGGAUAAGCUGAUUCCCGCCUUCCAAACGCCGACGGGCAUCCCGAACGCGCUCGUCAACUUCAAGACUGGAACCAGCAAGAACUACGGAUGGGCGAGCGGCGGAUCGAGCAUCCUCUCCGAGUUCGGCACACUUCAUCUGGAGUUCGCGUACCUCAGCGAUGUGACCGGAAACCCGCUCUACCGCAACAAAGUCGAUCACAUACGUCAGCUGCUGCAGUCGAUGGAGAAGCCUAAGGGUCUUUACCCGAAUUACCUUAACCCCAAGACAGGGAAAUGGGGACAACAUCACAUGUCGAUGGGCGCGCUCGGCGACAGCUUCUACGAGUACCUUCUGAAGGCCUGGAUCCAAUCCAACAAGGAAGACAACGAGGCCAGACAAAUGUUCGAUGAUGCCAUGGCUGCUGUACUAAAACACAUGUUGAACAAAUCCAGCGGCGGACUCCUCUACUUUGCCGAGUUGAAAUUCGAUAGGCCCGAACACAAAAUGGACCAUCUGGGAUGCUUCUCAGGCGGUUUACUUGGUUUGGCCUCGAAGGCUCUCCCUACUAGCAGCUCAUCGGGUCGCUACAUGGACGUGGCAAAGGGUAUCACGAACACCUGCCACGAGUCCUACGAUCGCACCUACACGAAACUGGGACCAGAAUCAUUCCGAUUCACGGAAAACGUCGAGGCUAAGGCGCUGAAGACCUCCGAGAAGUACUACAUCCUUCGGCCGGAAGUGAUCGAGUCUUACUUCUACAUGUGGCGCCUGACGAAGGAUCCCAUUUACCGCGAAUGGGGCUGGGAAGCAGUACAGGCACUCGAGAAGCACUGCAGAACGCCCGGCGGCUACACGGGCCUGAAGAACGUCUAUAACGAGGAACCGCUGCAGGACGAUGUCCAGCAAAGUUUCUUCUUGGCCGAAACUCUUAAGUAUUUGUACCUUUUGUUCUCCGAUGAUAGCCUGUUAUCGCUGGACGAGUGGGUUUUCAACACCGAAGCGCAUCCGUUACCAAUCAAAAGUGUGAAUCCUUACUACAGGGAGGCUGCGGUGUAAGGACGAGAGACCAAAUCCUUCCUUGGAAACCGCCCAAAAACAAUCACCACCACCAGCAAAAAAAAAAAAACCUAAACAGGAAAACCACAACCCCCACAGCAAACGGCAAGAAAAAGCAACAGACUGAUAUCAAAGUUGUUCUCUCAUUGGAUUUAUUUAUUUAUCGUUGAUUGUUCGAGCAUGAAACGGCAGAAAAUGUUGAAGAAAGGAAGAAAAAAAAACUGGAACAGGAAAACAUGAAUAUUAUAUGUAUAAAUGUAAUUGUAACAGACUUUUUACAGGAUGUAAAGUGUAAAAUAGUGUCA